Messenger RNA from Arabidopsis thaliana (thale cress), 1971 nucleotides. RefSeq names its product Molecular chaperone Hsp40/DnaJ family protein. The transcript is spliced from 11 exons. Gene Ontology annotation, biological process: response to heat; protein folding. NCBI's taxonomy places the organism in Eukaryota, Viridiplantae, Streptophyta, Magnoliopsida, Brassicales, Brassicaceae. Gene Ontology annotation, molecular function: heat shock protein binding; ATP binding. The coding region runs from base 116 to 1669 and encodes 517 amino acids. The record is from RefSeq and is marked reviewed.
UUGAAAACAACCCUUGAAGAUUCUAUCUAGCCCAAUGUUCGCCGUGUAAGAAGAUGACCACUGAGCAAAAACCACGUUAAAACCCUCCGCCUCUGAAAUUCCGGAGGGGGAUGAAAUGGCUGCAAUGGCUCGCUGUGCUUUGAUUCCAUCUAUAAACCCAGCUCAUAGCUUCCGUCAUCAGUUUCCGCAACCCAAUGCGUCAUUCUAUUUACCUCCCACUCUUCCGAUUUUUUCGCGUGUUCGGAGAUUUGGAAUUUCCGGCGGAUAUCGCCGCCGUGUGAUCACCAUGGCCGCCGGAACUGAUCACUACUCGACUUUGAAUGUGAACCGCAAUGCCACCUUGCAGGAGAUCAAGAGCUCGUAUAGAAAACUCGCUCGCAAGUAUCACCCAGAUAUGAACAAGAACCCUGGUGCAGAAGAUAAGUUCAAACAGAUAAGUGCUGCUUACGAGGUAUUAUCUGAUGAGGAGAAGAGAUCUGCCUAUGAUCGGUUCGGCGAGGCUGGUUUAGAAGGUGAUUUUAAUGGAUCACAGGAUACUUCACCAGGGGUGGAUCCAUUUGACUUGUACAGUGCAUUCUUUGGAGGUUCUGAUGGAUUCUUUGGGGGAAUGGGUGAAUCAGGAGGGAUGGGUUUUGAUUUCAUGAAUAAGAGAAGCCUAGACCUUGACAUUCGAUAUGACCUGCGGUUGAGCUUUGAAGAGGCAGUUUUUGGAGUAAAACGGGAGAUUGAGGUUUCUUAUUUAGAAACAUGUGAUGGUUGUGGAGGAACUGGUGCUAAAUCCAGUAACUCCAUUAAACAGUGUAGUAGUUGUGAUGGUAAAGGACGUGUGAUGAAUUCUCAGAGAACACCCUUUGGAAUCAUGUCUCAGGUGUCCACUUGCUCCAAAUGUGGUGGUGAAGGAAAAACUAUCACUGAUAAGUGUCGAAAGUGCAUUGGCAACGGGAGACUACGGGCUAGGAAAAAGAUGGAUGUUGUAGUCCCUCCUGGUGUCAGCGAUAGAGCCACAAUGCGAAUUCAAGGAGAAGGUAACAUGGACAAGAGAAGUGGAAGAGCUGGUGACUUGUUCAUCGUACUUCAAGUUGAUGAGAAGCGUGGAAUUCGGCGGGAAGGGCUUAAUUUAUACUCCAAUAUCAACAUAGAUUUCACAGAUGCUAUACUUGGGGCGACCACAAAGGUAGAAACGGUUGAGGGAUCAAUGGAUCUUCGGAUUCCGCCAGGAACUCAACCUGGCGACACCGUAAAAUUACCUAGGAAAGGAGUUCCAGACACGGAUAGACCUUCAAUCCGGGGAGACCAUUGCUUUGUAGUGAAAAUUUCGAUCCCCAAAAAACUGAGCGAGAGGGAGCGCAAGUUGGUAGAGGAAUUCUCGUCGCUCAGAAGAUCUAGUAGUAGUACUGGACCUACUGAAACUCGUCAAGAGGAGCAGAGUUUUGGCUCAGAGCCCAGAAAAGAACCAUCUUUGUGGCAUAAAAUGAAGAAUUUCAUAAGACCAGAAGAUUCAAGAACGAAAUUUGGGACUAUGAGCUUAAACCCAUCAUUACCAUUACGAAGAAUGAAAGUGUCAGAGACUUCAAUUGCUUUUUCAGUCUUGGCUCUGUGCGUUAUAACCUCGGCUGUUGCAUUGGUACAGAAGAAGGGUAAUCGCUUGAAACAAAAGAAAGAAACUUAAUUUCGUCAAAAACCCUGAAACCCCACAGGUAGAAGUUUAAUUUCAAGUAACAGAGAGCUUUUUACAAGAUUUAAAAGGCCCUCGGUCAUACAAUUCUAGUUUCUAGAGAUUGUUUGUCACGCAGAAGAGAUAUGAUCUUGUAUGUAUGUUUUAUCAUUUAUAUAUGGUUAAGAGCCUAGUUGUGAUAUACAACGAAAGGAAUGUUAUUACUUGAACAAAUGUUUAUGUAUGCUAGACCAGCUUAAACCGUGACAGAACUAUGCUUUGAACUCAAUUCAGUCCUCUUAUUUACUUUGUUUGUC